AAACAUUGGCCCAGCGCCAGCAGAGAAGCCGUGCCGUGCCCACUCACGGCUCACCGUCCAGCUUUCGCUCCUCCCGCCAUCCACUCGUAAAAGGUUGCCCUGCCCCGCUCGUUCCCGGAGCCUUCAGAUAAACGUCGGCUACUGGAAGGCUAACAUUGACAUAGUAAAACCGCUGACGGCGUAGGUAGCUGCGGCGAGCCUUGCGACGAAGGCGGCUCCGUACGGAAAGAAACAGAAGCAAUAGUCUCCAUGCUCCGAGAGCGUUGGCCUUUUGAGUACCGCUCCUAUGAAGGAGUCUAUUUGGCCCCUCUGAACUUUUUUUAGCAGCUCGUUCUCGUUUUGCUCUAAUGGAACCGGAGAAUGCUCCUCUUUUCAAAACUGUGGUUCAUCGAUCAGAUGCUGGAUUCAUUAUGUCUGGAAUCAAGUAUGACGAGAAGCAGAUUCAACUUAAGAGAAGGUGGUUGUUGGGUGUUGCCGCUUCAAAGUCUGAUCACAAGCGCUUCAAGAAGUCUAAGUUUUUAGAAGAUAGGUUUUUGGAUGAGUCUUUGCUUAGAGAAGACGAUGUAAAUAUCCUCAUUCUCUUCUAUCUACAUAUUCUAUUAAGAAAGCUUAAGGUCAUGGUUGCAUGGAUCAUAUGUUUUAUAUUUUUAUUUUCUAGUAUGGUAUUUUUUUCGUCUCUUCUUGAUUUGAAGGUAUGUUUCUUUAUGACUAUGUCGGUUGGCAUACCCACCAUUAAAAGGAUGAUAUUAUGCCUGGACGAGAUGACUACCAGAGGUCUAUAUCUUCUUGCCAUGACAAUUACUGGUGGUUCAAUCAAGUAUGAGAAAACUCGUUGCAAAUUGAAGAAGAUUGUCAAGAGUUUUCUUUCAAGUGCUCUUAAUAACCAAAACCGUGACUCUUAUCAAGUGGAAAUUUUCAGACAGCUUUUUGAACUUUUCAAUAAUCAACAGCAUUUUCGACAUAAUUGCAAACACUUGUCUGCUUCAAGAUCCCAAUGUAACCAUUCUGCCGUAAAAAAGGUAUUGGAUGGCUUAAAUUGCUUUCCACAUCAAACCCUGAUUGCAAUGCGUGGAAAGCUCAAGGGAGUGAAAGCAACCAUACCUCAGUUACGGACCAGCAGAAAGGAAUGGAGACAGAGAAAAAAGGUGAGUAAAACAGUGAGGAAUAUCAGUAGGAAAAUGCUUUCUCAACUCGGUGAAGGGGAUGAACUGCAAGAGCCCUUAGCCAAAGCUAUGGCAGUGGCUGACUUAUCACUAAAACUUGUAACACGUUGUAAUGACAUUUUUUCAGAGGAAUUUUACCAGUUCUCACCUGAAGUAAAGUCCUUGCAGAAUGAUAUUAUGAAAGCUAUAUGGUUAGUUGAAAAUGAAGUGGGAAUACCAAAGCUGAGAAAAUUGAAGACCCUCUUAGAACCAAAAGCUAAAAUAUCAAGGAAGAUACUACGGUCAGCUUUUACAGAAUUUUUGACUGAAUUUCUUUUUGGGUGUGAUGAUAUGGAGAGAAUACCAAAGAGUCUAUUUAAGAUCUUAGAUUCUAUUAAUGGGAGUUUGGGGGAGAGCCCUCUACAAUUAUUAGAGAAGAAGAAGGAGAAAAUUGAAGAAGAGAUUGAUUACAUAUUAAGUUUCAGUGCUCAGACAAAACAAAUUGUUUUGGAUUUGUUGCCUGACCAUGGGUUUGAUGAAGAUUUUAACGAUGCAUAUGGGGAAGAGAUUAGAAGAAAGUGAAAUUGACUGAUGAUUGUCCAAUAGGGGAGGAUAGACACUUGAUAAAUGGUAACUCUGAUUCAAUGGAUUCAAACUACAACGCAGAAAGCAUUGGGCAGUUUGUACCAUUUGGUUUUCAUCCAACGUCCUCUAUGUCUGAUGAGAAAAAUUGCAAUUCUUCAACUGUUUUGCCUGAGAGAGUGUUAGGUGAAAAUUUUGUUGAAAGACAUAAUUUGUGGGAAUGUAAUGCUGGGAUGGUUCCGGAAACGUAGCAACAAAUUUUGUUUGUGAGGCAGUUGAACCUGAGCCCACCAAUAACGAUAAGAGGGAGAACCAAUACUUAUCAUUCAAGAUGCUUGUGAUGAGACGAGUAUGCAUGCUCAUAAACUUACUGGUCAUUUGUUGUGGGAGUUU
Neltuma alba is the source of this 2117-nucleotide messenger RNA. RefSeq lists its product as uncharacterized. The record is from RefSeq and is a predicted model, not a curated record. NCBI's taxonomy places the organism in Eukaryota, Viridiplantae, Streptophyta, Magnoliopsida, Fabales, Fabaceae. The transcript is spliced from 4 exons. Bases 348 to 1724 code for a protein of 458 amino acids.